Messenger RNA from Paramecium sonneborni, 461 nucleotides. NCBI's taxonomy places the organism in Eukaryota, Ciliophora, Oligohymenophorea, Peniculida, Parameciidae. The record is from the annotation of a GenBank genome assembly.
AUGGUUCAUUCUAUAUAUCAUUUAUAAUCACUAAAAAUAUUACAAUUAUUAAUUAACAAAAAACAAUUCCAACUAUCUAAAAAUUUUAUCAUUACAAAUAUUUCUUAUUCAAAAAAAUUCAUCAACGUUUUGUUUUUAAUGAAAAAUAUUUACACCUUGUUGUAUCUAUAUUAAAAGAAUAAUGAUUAAAAUAAUUUAUCAUCAGAGCUAAAGAAGUUGCAUACUUGAUUGAACAAUUAUGGCAUCAAAGAACUAAUGAUUAAAAAUCCAAAUAACAAAAGUUAUUGAUAGUUACAAUUGUUCUGGUGGUUUAUCUUUAAAAUAAGCAAAUAAAUUUAAUCAUCUUUUACAUAUAAACAUUGAUCAAAUUAAAUUAUAAAAUUUACAUAUUAAUUGAUUUAUUUACUAAAAAACCAAUCAAAACUCAACUUAAUAAUUUUCUUUAAAUUUUGAAUAUAUGA